Messenger RNA from Frankliniella occidentalis (western flower thrips), 1162 nucleotides. It is a transcript of the gene Uch-L5, whose product is annotated as ubiquitin carboxyl-terminal hydrolase isozyme L5. The transcript is spliced from 7 exons. The record is from RefSeq and is a predicted model, not a curated record. Gene Ontology annotation, cellular component: cytoplasm. Bases 133 to 1104 code for a protein of 323 amino acids. Gene Ontology annotation, molecular function: cysteine-type deubiquitinase activity. NCBI's taxonomy places the organism in Eukaryota, Metazoa, Arthropoda, Insecta, Thysanoptera, Thripidae. Gene Ontology annotation, biological process: protein deubiquitination; ubiquitin-dependent protein catabolic process.
CUACCCUCCCCAUUUCUGUUUAGGGGUUAAGGACCAAAGAGAAAUUUUAAACAUCCUGUUUUUCACUCAGGUUUGAGUUAGCGUUUGGAAGAGUCACCCUGCUUUUAAUUUUGGUAAAGCUGAUAUUUCACAAUGUCGGCUGGUGACUGGUGUCUCAUUGAAAGUGAUCCAGGAGUAUUUACGGAGUUAAUAAAUAAGUUUGGUGUGAAAGGAUGUCAGGUGGAGGAAUUGUGGAGUUUGGAUUCUGAUCAGUUUGAAAAUCUGAAGCCUAUUCAUGGACUUAUCUUUUUAUUUAAAUGGAUUAAAGAUGAAGAGCCAUCUGGUCCUGUUGUUUUGGAUACACGUUUGGAGAAAAUAUUCUUUGCUCAACAAGUCAUAAACAAUGCUUGUGCUACACAAGCAAUUAUCAGCAUUUUGUUGAAUUGCAAACACCCUGAUAUUACCUUGGGAUCGACUCUUACAGAAUUCAAAGAUUUCUGCCAGACAUUUGAUGCCAACAUGAAAGGUCUUUCUCUUAGCAAUUCUCAAACCAUACGAACAGUACAUAAUUCCUUUGCAAGGCAGAAUUUAUUUGAAUUUGAUAGCAAAGCUGCCACCAAAGAUGAUGAUGUUUAUCACUUUGUCAGCUACCUGCCUAUUGAUGGUCGACUCUAUGAAUUGGACGGCAUUAGAGAAGGGCCAAUUGAUUUGGGACCAAUACCUGCUGAUAAAGAUUGGUUGGAUAUUGUGCGGCCUGUCAUUGAAAAGAGGAUGAAAAAGUAUAGUGAAGGAGAGAUAAACUUUAACCUGAUGGCUCUCAUCUCAGACCGCAAGACCAAAUACGAAAAGAAAGUGGAGAAGAUCGAGAAACAAAUUGAAGAAGGAGGGAUGGAAACUGAUAGCCAGCAAGCAGAACUUUCCAGACUGCGUCUUCUGAUUGAAGAUGAAGAUCGUAAGAGAAAACGUUACCAAGUAGAAAAUGUUCGUCGAAAGCACAAUUAUCUGCCGUUAAUUGUUGAAAUGCUUAAAGUAUUGGCUAAGGAAGGGCAGUUGUUGCCAUUGUAUGAGAAAGCUAAAGAGAAAACUAAGGAUAGAGUCCAAAGUAAACAGAAGGCCAAAGCUUAAGCCUUUUCAUUCUAAAUGUAAUCAUAACUAUUACAAUGUAAUAAAAUAUAGUGGAAAA